CAUUUUCCCCACUACAUAUAUAAAAAGAAAAGAGAAGCUGACAAAUUUUAAAUAUUAGCUUGCCAACUCGGGGUGUGUUGAUGGGCCCACCACACCCCCGAAGAAAUUGGAAGGCAAAAGCUUAGCUCUCUCGGCCGACAGCGAAUUGGGGGAAAGGAAAAUAGUUAUGACUGCGAACCGAGUUAUUUCAGGAAUCGCUUAAUCUUCUUUACCAUUCCAACUUUAAAAUCCAACCGGACAAUAGUCGUCGUCUCAGGGACUAGUCUGUGGAAUUGAAGAAUGCAGGCGUCGAGUCGAGCUAUAUAAUGUUUAAUGGGAACGAGAUGAGUUUGAUGGCGUUUUUGAUUUCAUCGUUGUGAGAGGUGGGGUGAUCACCGGGGCAUGAAGCGGAGGGCGUCAGAAUGGCGGCCUCGGCUGUCGAGUUGGAUCAUGUACUGGAUCUGGUGUAUUCUUGGGAUCUUCCUAGUGGUUGCCCUCGUUCUCUUCUUCGUGCAGCACUAUCAGCUCAUUCCUCGCCAGCUCCCAAUGGAGGUGAAAAGUACAAGACUUGAUGAUGUUUCUGUUGAGAGGAUGAACUUUACAGAAGAUUUGUUGUCCAGCACAUCACUUACCCGGCAAUUGGUUGACCAGAUGACACUAUCGAAAGCCUACCUAGUUCUUGCAAAGGAGCAUGGUAACUUUGAUUUUGCUGCAGAACUAAGCUCACAGAUCAGGACCUGUCAAAGAUUGCUCUCACAAGCAGCAGUCAGCGGGAAGCACAUAACACUCAUGGACGCCCAACCCAUUGUCAUUCAGCUAUCAAAAUCAAUCAACAAAGCCCUAGAUUACCACUUUGACAUCAGCACAACAAUCUCAACGCUGAGAAACCAUGUCCAAGCCCUUGAAGACCGCGUCAUCGUAGCAACUGCUCAGAGUGCGGCAUUUGGCAGAUUAGCGGCUGAAUCCAUGCCAAAGAAUCUCCAAUGCAUCAAUUUCAAGCUCACAAAAGAUUGGCACCAAGAACAACCCGCUCUCAGACUUCGUGCAGAAGAGCAGCAGGACUCCCUCCGUCUAAUCGACAUCAACCUAUAUCACUUUUGCGUCUUCUCCGAUAACGUCCUCGCGACUUCCGUUGUUGUGAAUUCUACCAUUGCGAAUGUACAGCACCCACAACAGCUUGUUUUUCACGUCGUCACGGAUAACAUCAAUUACCAAGCAAUGACUGCAUGGUUUCUGAAAAACAACUUCAAAGGCUGUACUGUAGUGGUGAGAAGAGUGGAAGAGUUUUCUUGGUUGAACGAAUCUUCCUCGCCGUUGGUUAAACAACUAGCGAGAGCAGAAACACGGAGUCCGCAUUCUCUGCUCAAAUACUUGCGGUUCUACAUCCCAGAAACUCACCCGUUGCUGGAGAGGGUGGUGGUUCUUGAUGAUGACAUCGUUGUCCAAAGGGAUUUGACGCCUCUCUUCUCCAUGAACAUGCACGGAAGUGCUAUUGGAGCAGUGGAGACCUGCCUCGACUCGUUCCACAGGCUUCAUAACCAUGUCAACUUUUCCCAUCCGUUGAUCAGCGCAACAUUUGAUCCGCAGGCCUGUGCUUGGGCAUUCGGACUCAAUGUGGUCGAUCUGAUAGCAUGGAAGAAAGCCAACGUGACCGCAAGGUUUCACUACUGGGUACAGCAGAAUGCAGACGGCUUGAUUUGGGAGGGGACUUUGCCGGCAGGGCUGCUUGCAUUUUAUGGACUCAUGGUUCCACUUGACCGAAGAUGGCAUGUGCUGGGCCUGGGAUACGACUUCCAGAUCGAUUUUAGGUUGAUUGAGAGUGCUGCUACUUUGCACUUUAAUGGGAAUAUGAAGCCAUGGCUGAAGCUGGGAAUUAGUAGGUACAGGCAUCUUUGGUGGCGUCACAUAGAUUUUCUACAUCCUUAUAUUAGAGGUUGCAUGCUACACAGCUAGAAAGAUCUGUAUUUUGGA
Molecule: messenger RNA, 1950 nt
Organism: Phalaenopsis equestris
Lineage: Eukaryota; Viridiplantae; Streptophyta; Magnoliopsida; Asparagales; Orchidaceae
Product: probable galacturonosyltransferase 11
Exons: 2
Coding region: 382-1932 (516 amino acids)
Molecular function (GO): polygalacturonate 4-alpha-galacturonosyltransferase activity
Source: RefSeq, a predicted model, not a curated record